This is a messenger RNA of Dermatophagoides farinae (American house dust mite), 1948 nucleotides long. RefSeq lists its product as uncharacterized. Gene Ontology annotation, biological process: cellular response to hypoxia. NCBI's taxonomy places the organism in Eukaryota, Metazoa, Arthropoda, Arachnida, Sarcoptiformes, Pyroglyphidae. Gene Ontology annotation, molecular function: peptidyl-proline dioxygenase activity; ferrous iron binding; L-ascorbic acid binding. The record is from RefSeq and is a predicted model, not a curated record.
CUACGUGAGAAGAGUGUUGUAUACAAGAUAUUAUUAUUGCCGCCACACACGGACAAAUGCCAAGAUGAAUUUCAUUUCAUUUUAGUUUUUGUUCACACAGUUCCUCAAACUAUCAAUUCAUUGAUGAUAUAUAUAUAUGUGUGUGUGUGUAUGUGGAAUGGAAAAAAUCAGUUCAUAUAACCUCAAUGUUUAAUUUUUUUUAUAGUAAUUUCUCUCAUUACACUUUUUCAGCUAUAGCAGAUCAAAAUCCAUCAUUGGCGGUUGAGAUUCGUUUUUAUGCAUUUCAAUCAUCAUCAUGAUCAAUACCAAAUAUCUUUUUUCAUAAUCAUCAUUGUCGUCGUUGAAAUUGUCAUCUCUAUCACCCAGGAUUUCGUUUGUGUGUGUGUGUGUGUAUCAGUUCUGUUUUGAAUUUGUUUUUUUUUUGUUGUUGUUGUUUUGCAUACAGUCAUCAAAUCAUUUCAUUCAUUUCGAACACAAUGUCAUGUGAAGUUUGUGGUAAGACAGAUAAUCUUAAAUCGUGUGGAAGAUGUCUAAAAGCAAAUUAUUGUGGACGUGAACAUCAGCUUGCACAUUGGAAAGAGCAUAAACGUUGGUGUGUUCAAAAUGGUUACAAUUACCUAAAUAAUAAUGAUAAUAAUAAUAGUAUUAUCAUUAACAAUGGCCAUCCACAACAAGAACAGUUAAUGAUGAUUGAACAACAACUUGAUCAACAAAAAAUGUUCUCAUCAACACCACCGUCAGGUCAAUCAUCAUCAUCAUCAUCAUCAUCUAAUGAUGAAAUAUUGAAAAUUUUUAAUGAGCAACAACAACAGCCUCAAAUUAUGAAUAUAUUGGCUAAUGAUUUACAGGCAACAAACAAUCAAUCAAUUAUGAUGGCGAAUAACAGUGAUUUAAUUGUCAAUAAUUUCAACCCUGGAAUUAAUAAUAGUAGCGAUUUUGAUUCAUCCACAAUUGAUCAACAGCAGCAUCAUCAGGAAGAAGAAAUUUCCGAUUUCUAUGCUCAACAACAUCAACAUUCAUCUACAGGAACUAUCGCAAACAAUAUUGUGAAUAAUAGUCAUCAACAACUUAAUUUUCGUAACCAUUCAUCAUCUUAUAGUCUUACUCAUCAAAAUUUAAAUCGUGAUAAUGUUUUAAAAGAUUUAAACAAAUAUUGUCAGAUCAUUCUGAAAGAUAUGAACAAAUAUGGUUUCUGCGUCAUCGAUGAUUUUCUACAAAAUGGUGACCUUAUUCUAAAUGAAGUAACUUUUUUGUAUAAAAAAGGAUUCUUUCAACCUGGUCAAGUGGUCAACAUUAAAGCUAAUUCCAAUUCUAAAUUAAUACGAGGUGAUCGAAUCACUUGGGUGGAAGGCAAUGAACAGAUUUGUUGUAAUAUUGGUUUCCUUGUUCGAAUAUUGGAUUCGAUCAUAACCCGAUGCAAUAAUAUCGCCUUUGGAGAGUUUCAAAAGUAUCGAAUUACCCGUAGAACGAAAGCAAUGAUUGCAUGUUAUCCUAGUAAUUAUACAAAAUAUGUUCGUCAUGUGGAUAAUCCAAAUAAUGAUGGACGAUGUAUCACGAGUAUUUACUAUUUGAAUAAGGACUACAUGCGUGAACGUGAUGGAGGAGUAUUAAGAUUAUUUCCACAAAUGAAUGAUGGAAUAGUUGCUGAUAUUGAACCAAGAUUUAAUCGAGUCAUUUUCUUUUGGUCUGAUCGCCGUAAUCCACAUGAAGUGAUGCCAUCGACAAGGAUGCGUUUCGCCAUUACUGUUUGGUAUUUCGAUGCUAAUGAACGUGAACGAGCCAUUCAAAAGUAUCGAGAAAAUAGCAUUCAAUGUCCAAACGAUAAAGAUCUGGUUCCAUUUUAAGAAUUUAUCUUUCAUCUUUCGGAAAAUUAUUCAGACAAAAAUUGCCAUUAAAAAGCACAUUGUGAAUUGAAUUUUAUUUUGUAUUUGUUUAAUUCAUUUUGAUU